AUGGCGAGAGGCGCAUCGCAAUCUCAAUCAACGGCGUCCUCCGCUGCCACAACGCGACCGGGUGUGAUGGCUCCGCGCGGCUCCGCUGCCGCUACCGCUGGCAUGCGACGUCGCCGCCUUGGCACCGGUAACAGCUCCGCUUCCGUUGGAAGUGGUUCCAGCACCGGAGGAAGCAACAUGCUGCGGUUCUACACCGACGACGCUCCCGGCCUCAAGAUCUCGCCGACGGUGGUGCUAGUGAUGAGCCUCUGCUUCAUUGGCUUCGUCACCGCGCUGCAUGUGUUCGGCAAGCUCUACCGCUAUCGAUCCGGAGUCGGCGUCUGA
Sphenostylis stenocarpa is the source of this 324-nucleotide messenger RNA. NCBI's taxonomy places the organism in Eukaryota, Viridiplantae, Streptophyta, Magnoliopsida, Fabales, Fabaceae. The record is from the annotation of a GenBank genome assembly.